Messenger RNA from Engraulis encrasicolus (European anchovy), 2721 nucleotides. RefSeq names its product heat shock factor protein. Gene Ontology annotation, biological process: regulation of DNA-templated transcription. Gene Ontology annotation, molecular function: DNA-binding transcription factor activity; sequence-specific DNA binding. The record is from RefSeq and is a predicted model, not a curated record. Lineage: Eukaryota; Metazoa; Chordata; Actinopteri; Clupeiformes; Engraulidae. The coding region runs from base 168 to 2279 and encodes 703 amino acids. The transcript has 12 exons.
GCUGCGACAGCAGAGAGAACUGUUUAAUCACAGGUGUGAUUUAAGUCAACCGUUUGAAGCCGCGCUACUAAGAUGCGAAGACUAUAAAAUAGUAUUGAUACUGAUCAGAAGAGUCUUAUUGGGAAAGAAGAACACAUUUGUCUCGUUCUGUUCCUUGCAGUCCCAAGAUGAAGCAGACCUGUCAGGUCCCAGGCUUUCUCUCGAAGCUCUGGAUGCUCGCCGGGGACGAGUCUACCAAUGACCUAAUCCGCUGGGGGCAUGAUGGCAGCAGUGUUGUUGUGCUGGAUGACCUGCGCUUCAGUAAGGAGGUCCUACCGCUGUAUUUUAAACACUGCAAUAUGGCCAGCUUCAUCAGACAACUUAACAUGUAUGGCUUCCACAAGGUGGUGCACAAUCACAUAGAUGGCUUGCCCAAGGAUGGAGGGAGCCGCAGAGUAGAGUUUCAGCACCAGUACUUCCAGAGAUCUCAGGCAAACUUACUCCCCCUCAUCAAGAGAAAGGUGUCGUCUAGCCGUGUGUCCCAGGACACGGGCCCAAUGUCCCAGGUGCUAGUGGAGGUGGCGCAGGUCGGGAGAUGGUGCAACUCCUCCCAUCUCCAACUACUGGGUCUCUCCAGGGAUAAUGAGAGAUUGUGGAGGGAGAUGGAUUACCUCCGACAGAAAUAUCAUCAUCAGCACCAGAUCAUCAGAAAGAUUAUUCACUUCAUUGCCAGCACAGUGCAGUCAAACAGAUUCCAUGGCGUCAGGAGAAAACUAUCCAUUGUCGGAAACAAAGGUCAGGCGUCAUCGGCGGCUCCCAGAUUUAGACGUUCUCUUAGUGUCCAGUCCACUAAGAGCAACUCAUAUCUGGACUCCAAAGACUGUGUGUACUCCAUCUUAACAGACAUCACCCAUCUGCUGCAGCAACCUCAGUCCAACCUCAGCGGUCUCUCUGUAUCUCUAGAGAUCCCUUCUUCCUUCGCUGAGGAUCUGUGCUGUGCAUCUUCCGCCACACCGCUCUCCUCCACGCACACGUCCAGUUUUCUCUCCGAGCUCACCUCCGACUCCCCUGACCUUCCGUCCCACCCUCAAGAGGAAUUGCCCCCCAUCUCCAUCAUGACCGACUCUCCGUCUUCUUCUUCUUCUUCUUCUUCUUCUUCUUCUUCUUCUUCUUCUUCUUCUUCUUCUUCUUCUUCUUCUUCUCCUCCAAGUGUUCCGUCCCCACCAGUGAUUAGUGAAGGACUGAUAAGUGAAGAUCUUCCUUUCCUGGCUCCUGCAGCUCCGGCACUGUGUGAAAAGGUUCCUGUCAUGUUCUCAGCAGUGACCCCAGGCCUGACAUCCAUGUCUGCCAAGCUUCCGUCUCUAGAACCAGCUGUGCCGUGUGCGGUCCCUCAAGAGCUGAACGGAUCUGCAGGCCAGGAGAACAUUCUCAAAUGUCCUGCAACGUUCCCAGAUGUUCUGCUGCCAGGAGAGCGUUCUCAGAUGUUCUGCGACGUUCCCCCGGUUUCGUCUGCUGCGACAGUGACUGUUACUUCGAUGCUAGCAGCAGGCGUUUCGUCAACGUCCGCUGGAGUUUCGGCUGCUUCCACGAAUCUUCCGUAUGUGUCGAGGGCGGUUCCCUCAAUGUCACCAGACAUUCCGUUAAUGUUCACCAGCGUUCCAUCUGGUUCUGCCAGUGUUCCGACUGUGGCCAGCAGUGAUCCGUCACUUCCUCUGGAGAUUCCGUCUAUGUUCUCCGGAGUUAAUUCAUCUGGUUGUCUUGGUGUUCCGUCUCUGAACACCAACAUUCUGCCCAUACCAGCAGAGGUUCUGACAGAGGGUCCCUCAGUAUUCCCUGAUAUUCUGUCCGGUUCCUGCAGUGGACCUUCAGAGGCAGAGGGGCUUACAACAGUAGAAGAUGCUCUCUCCCUGCUCAUGGAACCAGUGAGCCACACAGACAACAUUACAGAGAAGUGUGGGGAUGACCCUUUGGCCCAGAUCGACUGCAGCCUUGCUGCUAUCAGCUGCUCCCGAACACCAUCUGAAGACCACCUGGAUCUGCUCUCAGAGUUUUUCAGCCCAGCAGAGGGUGUGUGUGAGCAUGGUGACUCUAGUGUGCAGACAUCAGAGAGGAAGCGCGGGGCCCCGGAGGGGGAAGAGACACCUCUGCACACACUCACAGUACCCGAGACUCUUCCCUUUGGGACGUGUAGUGGUGGUGAUGAAGAUAUUGGUGAGGGUGCGGACAUUCUGCCCUCUCUUCUUCUGUUGGCUCAGGAGGCAUCUGCUCUCGAACAAGGCCACUUCAGCGUCUUUCCAUAGAACUCCACUUAUCUCACCACAGAAAUAACACUUUCACGUACAUGUACACACAGUCUGUGUGUGUGUGUGUGUGUGUGUGUGUGUGUGUGUGUGCGUGCGUGCGUGCGUGUGUGCGUGCGUGCGCGUGUGGUUGUCAUUAGCAAGAAAUGUCAAAUGACCACUUUGUGAAAGUGAAGUGGGACAAUUUGUCAUGCACACACUCACACACAAUUUCUCUUGAUCCCUCAUACAAACACGCGGGGGGGGGGGGGGUGUUUGUAUUUGUGUGUGGGUGGGUGUGUGUAUGUGUGUGUUGGUGGAAGGCAUGAUACUAUUUCACAUCCUGUUAUCAGGAGAAGACUGUGGUUACCUGAGCAAUCAAAAAAAGAAAACAGCACCAUCGUUUUUUGCAACUUCUUUAUCUCUCUCUCUCUCUCUCUCUCUCUCUCUCUCUCUCUCUCUC